Messenger RNA from Uncinocarpus reesii 1704, 3168 nucleotides. RefSeq names its product protein kinase C. Gene Ontology annotation, molecular function: ATP binding; diacylglycerol-dependent serine/threonine kinase activity. The coding region runs from base 1 to 3168 and encodes 1055 amino acids. The record is from RefSeq and is a predicted model, not a curated record. The transcript is spliced from 8 exons. Gene Ontology annotation, biological process: protein phosphorylation; signal transduction; fungal-type cell wall biogenesis. Lineage: Eukaryota; Fungi; Ascomycota; Eurotiomycetes; Onygenales; Onygenaceae.
AUGGACGGCGACGAUGAGCUCAUGGCCACGGUCUACCGCAAGAUCGAGCGAGAAAAGGCUCUGAUCAACGCUGCAACAAACUUGCGGCAGUCGACCAAUAACCCCCUUGUGCAGCAAAGAGUCGAUGCGAAUAUCCGGGAUGGAAAGAAGAACAUAGCAUACCUUGAGGAGAAAAUGAGGGAACUACAGAUCCGUAAGAUGGGUCGCGAAUCGGGUCAACAGCCUGGUUCACCUACCCAACAGCGAGAUUCUGUGGGGGGACCACCUCCUCCACCAAAAGAUGGCGGUCGUUAUUCGACUGAUAUGGGCUACGACCAGGAUCUGAUUAAAUACGAUACUCCGUACUUGGGUCCCAAAAUUCAACUCAUGUUAUCUCAAUUGGAAUUCAAAUUAAGUGUGGAGAAGCAGUAUAAAGCCGGUAUUGAAAAGAUGGUUCGAUUAUAUCAAGAUGAAGGCGACCGGAAAAGCCGAGCGGAUGCUGAGGGCCGGCGGAUUGAGAGUAAUCAGAAGAUACAGCUAUUAAAACAAGCGCUGAAGCGAUAUGAAGAUCUACAUGUGGAUAUUGAAAGUGCAGACCAUCCCGACGACGAGAGCCUGAGUUCUCCGAACAUUCGGAAGCCUCUUACGGGCCAUCUAACCAUGCGCAUCCACGCCGUGAAGGAUGUAGACCAUGCUGCGGGCUCGAGAUUUUCCAGAGGUCCGGACACUUUCGUCAUCAUGAAAGUUGAAGAUACAAUCAAGGCGAAGACGAAAGCUACGCGCAUUGACAAGUGGACGGAAGAAACUUUCAAUGUCGACAUUGACAAAGCCAACGAAAUAGAACUCACUGUUUAUGAUAAAAGCGGGGACCGUCCUACGCCUAUCGGCAUGCUCUGGAUAAGACUAUCCGACAUUGCCGAAGAAAUGCGUCGUAAAAAGAUCGAAACUGAGUUCAACACCUCCGGAUGGGUUUCUGCCGAUAAAAUGGACCAUGGAACUGGGAGACCAGAUUCUCAUUUCCAAAUGAACCCUUCCCAGCAUCCGGGACGAGGUCAGCCUGGUCAAACUGGUCCGAACGCAACAGUUAUGAUAGACUCUUGGUUUGCAUUGGAGCCUGUUGGUAGAAUUCAUCUUACAAUGAGCUUCGCCAAACAAUUAAAAGAUAGGAGACCGUUUGAUAUCGGGCUCAACCGCCAAGGUGCUGUUCGCCAGAAGAAGGAAGAAGUCCACGAGAAACAAGGGCACAAAUUCGUGACCCAACAAUUCUAUAACAUCAUGCGCUGCGCCCUCUGUGGGGACUUUUUGAAAUAUGCUGCUGGUAUGCAGUGUGCUGACUGCAAAUAUACUUGCCAUAAGAAAUGUUACCCCAAGGUUGUUACCAAGUGCAUCAGCAAAGCGAAUUACGAAACCGAUCCCGAUGAGGAAAAAAUCAACCACCGGAUACCCCAUCGGUUCGAGUUCUAUUCUAAUAUCUCAGCCAACUGGUGCUGCCAUUGCGGCUACUUGCUGCCCUUUGGUCGGAAGAACUCGAAGAAAUGUUCAGAAUGCGGACUUACCUGCCAUGCCCAAUGUGCUCACCUUGUUCCUGAUUUCUGUGGCAUGUCGAUGGAAGUAGCCAACCAGAUUUUGGAAACGCUUAUCAAAACCAAAAACUACAAUAGGGCAGGAGGAGCUAUGGCUGCGAAGACCCUUCGGGCUGGUGGUAAACAACCCGUUACCGAACCUCAAAGACCUCAAGACGUAGGGUAUGGGCAGAAGCCAGUUUCGGCCGAUGCACUCAGUGCCGCACAUACCUCUUACACGGCUCCCCAGUCAGGGCCCACUGGUAGACCAACGGCCCCUCCAACUAACGCAGCGGCGGCAGCUGCAGCUGCAGCAACUGGGAUGCGGCCUCCAUCUCAAGGAAGUCCCUAUGACCGAGCCUCCACAGACUACACCAAUGCUAGGCCUCCGUAUCUCGAAUCUCAAGCCCAGCAAAAGCCAACUCAUGCCCAUUAUGACCCGAGCGCCUAUGCAAGUGUAAACGCGUUUUCCCAACCACCGCAGCUUCCUCCUAUUCAGGUAGCCCAGCAGGUUCCUCACCACUACAGCGCGCCACAGCAGACUCCGGUUGCUACUCAGGCACCCUCAGCCGUGAUUCCCACGAAGGAUCAAGUCCAGCCUCCUGCUCAAACUCAACAACCACCAAAACGGGUUGGUUUGGACCAUUUCAAUUUCCUUGCUGUUCUUGGGAAAGGAAACUUUGGAAAAGUCAUGCUCGCGGAGACCAAAACGACCAAGAAGCUUUAUGCUAUCAAGGUCCUAAAGAAAGAGUUCAUUAUUGAGCACGAUGAAGUCGAAAGCACGAAGUCUGAGAAACGAGUCUUUUUGAUUGCAAACAAGGAACGCCACCCAUUCCUGCUUAACUUACAUGCAUGCUUCCAGACUGAGACUCGGGUUUAUUUCGUCAUGGAAUAUAUCAGCGGUGGUGAUCUGAUGUUGCAUAUUCAGCGUGGCCAAUUUGGCUCAAAGCGGGCACAGUUUUACGCUGCUGAAGUCUGUUUGGCACUGAAAUAUUUCCACGAAAACGGUGUCAUAUACCGUGAUUUAAAGCUUGAUAACAUUUUGCUCACCCUCGACGGUCACAUCAAAAUCGGUGAUUAUGGCCUUUGUAAAGAAGAUAUGUGGUAUAAUUCUACCACCAGCACAUUCUGUGGUACUCCAGAAUUUAUGGCACCUGAGAUCCUUUUGGAUAAAAAAUAUGGACGAGCAGUCGAUUGGUGGGCAUUUGGUGUCCUCAUUUACCAAAUGCUUCUCCAGCAGUCACCUUUCCGAGGAGAAGACGAAGAUGAGAUUUACGAUGCCAUCUUGGCCGACGAGCCUCUCUAUCCGAUUCAUAUGGCCCGAGAUUCGGUUUCCAUUUUGCAAAAGUUGUUGACACGCGAACCUGAGUUGCGACUAGGCUCUGGUCCUACGGAUGCACAGGAGAUCAUGUCUCAGCCGUUUUUCCGAAAUAUCAACUGGGAAGACAUCUAUCACAAACGGGUUCCCCCGCCGUUUUAUCCAACCAUUACGAGCCCUACUGACACUAGCAAUUUCGAUCAAGAGUUUACAAGUGUAACUCCAGUUCUUACGCCUGUGCAAUCUGUUCUUUCCCAAGCGAUGCAAGAAGAGUUCCGUGGCUUUUCAUACUUUGCGGACUUUGUUUAA